AUGUGCCAACACGGCAAUAGCUCGACGUUGUCCAAGCGGUUCAUCGCUGCACAACUCCGCGCUCUCUGGGAGAACGCGAGGGAAUGCGCCGAGUACGGCGAUCGCCAAGGGAGCGAUGUCGUCGACUUCUCCUCUCCUAACUAUGUCAAGUACCGAUCCGUUCGUAUCUUGGCAGAGUGGUACUUGCCCGCCCCAUCGGUCAAGGGGCCUGUGUCCAAGCGAGACUUACUCUUCGCGGCGUCCUUUGCAGAGCCCACCCUGGAUUUUGUUUGCAACCAUGAAGCUAUCUUGCACCUCAAGAUCCAAACGGGUCAUAUGAAUAUGGCCUACCACACGGUCGAUGCCGCACAUCCUCCCGAUAGGGCACAUAACGUCAAAUUGGACGGAACGGAGGUCGCUCUGCGGAUAACGUUUGAACGGAAGAACGUUACCGAACCUAUAGGUCACGGUUCAUUUGUGCACUAUGUUAUGCUCAAUCACGAGAGCCUCGAUGUCAUGUCCGUCAGAUUGCAAGAGCACCAGACACCCUCUGAUGAAUUCCGAGAAACAUUCGGAAUGUACAUGCGCCAAUACGUCGACUUCCUUCGCCUCGCAGGCCGUUGCGACAUCUAUGACCUUCCUGUCAUCGGCGGCCACACUCCUCACAUCGAUCAUGCAUUAACCCUCACCACCGACACUUUCAGGAGAUUCUGUCCGCCGAACCUUACCAUCAGCGGCCUUGACGCUCGUACGAUCGAUCAUUUCUUGCAAAACCUUCACGAGAAGGCGGUGAAGAACCUUGAGGGCGUGUACGAACGUAUAGUUGCCACUCCACUGGAGCUGAUCGUCGCGGAGAUCAAGAGUGACCAAAUCCCGGCCAGCGCGGGCAGUGGCUUCCAGAUCCAUAUUACGUUUGGCGCACCCACGGUCAACGUCAUCUGCUCUCAGGAGGUCUGCAUUAAUUUAUCCUUGGAGCGAGUAGUGUUGCGCUCGGCCAAGGAUGCCUCGGGGAGACCUGUGGCUGAAUGGUCGGCAGAUUCGCAGGGCCAAUGGGAGUUCGCUGUAAUUGUGGACAUGAACGAAGAAGAUGCACACUUAUGUGUCGACGCUCAAUCCGCUCGAGCCCAUCCAGGAUUUGGUGCUGAACCUAACGGCCUUGAUCAGGAGCACGUAGAUCGCGUCCACAGUUUCCUCGUUGACUAUUACAUCGCUCUCUUUCCGAGGAUACCACUCGACGCGACCCCGCCCAAGGACGAAGAAGAAGAGCCUAUCUCGCCUGACACCGACAUAUCGGACGAGACGACCUCAUCAGAACCGAGCGCAGAGCUUCCCAGAGACAUAAUCCCGGAUAUUACGCUCGAAUACGACCAAACUGUCGCGUUGACCGAAAAGUCGAUCAACGCAUUCUACCGCCAUUGUCGGGACGCCUCCGGAGGGGCUUUGAGCGAAUGGUCUCAUGAUACUUUCUCUGCUUCCUUCCGCCCACUUCGCGUCAAGUUGCUGUCUGGAAAGCGUGCGGUCGUUAUCGUGGAGGUUAAGGAGGGAUUCUUCAAUGCCGGCGACACGUCCGCAACUAACUGCAGCGGCUGGAAGCUAGCAUUUGAGGUGUCUAUCAAGAUAGCUCAACACGAUGAGCUUUAUAAAUCCACGGCUUGGAAUCAGAGGUUCGAGUCUUCGAGUUUGUACGCGUCUUAUGGCGAAGACGAGGAUUGCGUCUUCCACCAUCUCCUGCUCGACUUAGAGGGCGCUACGUUCUGCGAGGAAUUGUCCCGUUUGAGAGGUGCUACGGAUAUGUCGACGAGAACUCGCGCCUUCGCUUUGAAGACUGCGGUGAAGCAUAUACGGUCGUACUUGCACCAACUUGCCCUCGAGGGGCAUCACGUCCUUCAUUCAACCCCGAUCUUCACUAAUCCUGAGGCAGUGGGAAUCACCAGCAUCGACUUCAACGUCACGUCCCCGGAGAUCGUUACCGCCUCCACCUGCUCGGGCGAAGAUUACGAGAGUCCCGUCCUCCUCGUAUUUGGCAUGUGCGGUCAUCGCCAGAUGCCGGAUCCACCCGAAGAUUGGGUCGCUGUUUGGCCCUUGCGCGGCAAGCACGAAAGCAGCACCAGCAUGCUCAUGGUCGACAACGUUGUCUUCCGCGAAGCGUACAUCCUUCCGAUAGUCCUUCGUGCAUUCGAGGGCAUCGGCGCUCAGACAACCAUUGUGCCCGUUUCCCCAGAAGAUUCGGUGGACGAGUGGGCGUUGGGACCGCUCACAACUUGGGAGAAACUCGGUAGAAUGGGCAAGAAGAAGUGGAUGCCCGAUCCCACGGAGGAAGCUGAAUACCUCAAAUAUGCAUGGAGUUACGAUGGUCUCCUGCGACAAGAAGAUCGCUUUACCGGCGGUCACGCUGGCGAGGGAGAGAUCAACCUUAGGUGCAUGACUCGGAAUGAGCUGUUGGUCACCACCGGUUCCUCGUCGGCACUGGAGAUCAUAGUGCGCGGAACGUCUAUGCUGCAUGCGUUCGGACAUGUCGACAACGCAACGUGGAGGGCUCACUCGAAGGCAUCAUGGGAGUCGACCAUUUCCAUUGUUUCAGACGACGUUGGCCUCCACGUUGACUCGUCCACGACGAAGCCUACUGAUAUCCGCUCGGAGUCAGUGGAGGGUAUCGCACCCAUCGAUCCAUCCGAUAUGCUGGCGGAGAAAUUGCCCGUGGUUGUGGACAUGUCCGACGUCUGCGAGAAGCUCCGAGAGAUGUUAAAGGGUGUUUGGAAGUUCGGGUCUCCGAGCAUCUACAAGUACCAGUUCGGAGAUACCGGGCUCACCAACGCCGGCGACUUCAUCGCUCAAUUGAUCGCGCCGAUGCCGCGCAUCGUGAAGGUUCGGGAGGACGUUGAAGAUUCAGGUGCUCGAGCCAGCGAUACCGCAUCAACGGUCCAUCCGCGCGCCGUGGUUCAGGACGACAUGAGACUGGCUCCUCGCGCUACUUCCAUCCAGUUCUCCUCGACCUCUUCCCGACUCAACGUUCCCGGCAGAAUAUCUCCUGCGCCUCCCCGUCCUCCCUCCGCUGAUCGCUCCGGCAGGUCCACACCUCAUCUGCAAGUGAAUACGUCCACAGCGCGCCUUGCUAAUCAAAGAGGUGACCUCCGGAGGGGUCGCUCGCCUCCGCCGCCAAGUAUGCCGGUAACGACGGCCAUUCCGGCUUCUUCGGGUUCGUCCUCUCGCUCGCGCCAGAGUAGCCCUCCGACGCCGCCAACGGCGCCAUUGGCAACAUCCAAGGCCCCGUCUACGUCGCCGCCACCGCCUUUGAGACGCCAGAACGUGCGCGGGAAGAAGCGCGGUUAG
Messenger RNA from Punctularia strigosozonata HHB-11173 SS5, 3309 nucleotides. RefSeq lists its product as uncharacterized. The record is from RefSeq and is a predicted model, not a curated record. The coding region runs from base 1 to 3309 and encodes 1102 amino acids. The transcript is spliced from 9 exons. NCBI's taxonomy places the organism in Eukaryota, Fungi, Basidiomycota, Agaricomycetes, Corticiales, Punctulariaceae.